CGCUUCUGGGCUGUGCCAAGAUGGACGCUCCGCGGGCUCGGGAGCAGCUCCGACGGCGAUACCUGUUCCCGCCGGACACCGAGGCCCAGCUGGACAGGGAGGGCUACGCCGGGCCGGAAACCUCUACAGCUGUUGAAAAAAAGGAGAAACCUCUUCCAAGACUUAAUAUCCAUUCCGGAUUCUGGAUUUUGGCAUCCAUUGUUGUGACCUACUAUGUUGAUUUCUUUAAAACUGUUAAAGAAAACUUUCACACUAGUAGCUGGUUUGUCAUUGGCGGUGCCCUGCUGCUCCUCAGCCUGUCGAUCGCAUGUUACUGUAUUCUCUACCUGGAGUGGUGUCGGGGAAUUGAAGAUUACGACGUCCGGUAUCCCACCUUGAUCCCCGUCACCACUGCUGCUUUUCUUGCGGCUGGAAUUUGCUUCAACAUUGCUCUGUGGCACGUGUGGUCCUUCCUCACUCCACUGGUGUUGUUCACUCAGUUUAUGGGGGUUGUGAUGCUCAUCUCACUGCUUGGCUGAUUUCUAAAGGUUUUAGAGCGUGUCAGUGUGAAUGCUUCCAUGGCCAGCUGGAAGAAGGCACCACAGACGGAAUGCAAAGUCUACAAUGUGUUUUUGCUUCUAGGAAGUGAGUGGUUUCCUGGGAAAAAUUAUAGCUUUGCAGUCUGGUUGAAAUCAGAAUAAAUUCAAGCUCAUUUGCCUAUUCUUAAACUCAACAGUUAUUGAAUUUUUCAAAUUCAAAACAGAAAUCUUCUGUUCAAAAUAGAAGUAAUUAAUUUGCAGUGUUAAUCUGAAUCAUUGGAGCAAGUAUUGGUGUAAAUAUUUAAGUAGCGUUUCAUUAUACAUACAUGGUGUCCUCCCAAAAUGGCAGAUAAAUUGUUGACUCCUUGGUUGUAUACGAUCACUGGGUAUAUAUAAAGGAAUGAUCGUGUCCUGUGCCUUUAACCCAGCUUUAGCAAUUACUGUAUUUCUCAUUUUUAUAAUAGUCUUGUUAGGUGAGAGGACCAACUGGAAGCAUUUUAUGUGUUCCUAUCACUUUAGAUAUUAUCAUGUGUACAUUACCGGGUUUCUAGCAUUUAUUUAACAUAGAUUUAAGUAUGUGUAAUUUUUUCCUUAACAUUUAAAUAAAUAUUUUUAUAACUUU
This is a messenger RNA of Neogale vison (American mink), 1140 nucleotides long. RefSeq names its product transmembrane protein 128 (gene TMEM128). The record is from RefSeq and is a predicted model, not a curated record. The transcript has 5 exons. Bases 21 to 518 code for a protein of 165 amino acids. NCBI's taxonomy places the organism in Eukaryota, Metazoa, Chordata, Mammalia, Carnivora, Mustelidae.